AUGUCCGUUAACGAACACUACUUUCCAAUCGGCAGUACUCUCAAUGACCAGGCUUUGGGAGGCGUCGUCCUGAGCCUUCACGUUAACCUGGCCCGUCUCAUGUCAACACUUAUGGCAGAUCUCUAUGUCGCUGACGGCAGCUUGGAAGCGUCAUACCUCUCUAAAAUUACGCAGGGUCUGGUCAAGCUGGCAGCCUUCGCAGACCAGCUUGACCGCACCGUCAAGGAGCGACUAACAAGCUCGGUGGGAUCUCUCCCAAAAGGAGCCACGCAACUUCUGCGUGAUGCUCACCACAAGGCCCCUGCUGCUGAGCAUCCUCCAAAGGCUAUUAAAGUCCGCUUCCUCGCAAGUCAUGAAAUCGAGGACGCUUUCGGCACCUUUGCAGAGUCCACUGAAAACUUGCGCGGACGCGGCCUUGCUCAUGCUGAAAACCUGGCAGAUACCUUCCUCCCAUUUGAUCUUGAAUACUGUUUCUCGGCAGCAUCGGUACUCGUCCUUCUCGACGACGUACUACACUGCACUGCGGUCGAAGGUGGCGCCAAAGACCUUGCGUUGCAGCUCCUGGAGGACAUGGCCAGUCGUGGCAGCGCGCCGGCCAAGUUUCGUCGGGCACAGCUCGAGAGACUACGCGUGGCGUCUAAACAUUUCUGGGAAGAUGCAGAACGUCGAGAACGCCACCACGUUGUAACACAAACUGCUGCAAACACGUCCGGUUCGGCUUGCGCCACCACUCAGGAGCCACAUCGUCGCAUAUCGCCAUCAACCAGCACGAACCCGAUACAACUGGCCAGUGUUUCUGAUGAGCGUCCAACACAUCAAUACCCAGCCGAAGAGCUCAUGGCCCAAGGUCAAGUCAUCCAAUGCCCCGAUUUGGAGCCAAAUGGCAUGUCUUCCUUCAUCGACGAAAUCUUCGUGGAUGACGCAUUGCCCGAAUUUGACCUCUUCGCUACUUAUGGAGACUGGAUGUCUACCGAUGCUCUGUAA
Exophiala viscosa is the source of this 984-nucleotide messenger RNA. RefSeq lists its product as uncharacterized. The transcript has 5 exons. Lineage: Eukaryota; Fungi; Ascomycota; Eurotiomycetes; Chaetothyriales; Herpotrichiellaceae. Bases 1 to 984 code for a protein of 327 amino acids. The record is from RefSeq and is a predicted model, not a curated record.